Molecule: messenger RNA, 1632 nt
Organism: Apiotrichum porosum
Lineage: Eukaryota; Fungi; Basidiomycota; Tremellomycetes; Trichosporonales; Trichosporonaceae
Exons: 8
Coding region: 1-1632 (543 amino acids)
Biological process (GO): aromatic amino acid biosynthetic process
Molecular function (GO): 3-deoxy-7-phosphoheptulonate synthase activity
Source: RefSeq, a predicted model, not a curated record
AUGUCUCAGUCUGCCUGGUCCCCCUCAUCGUGGCGCGAAAAGCCCAUUGCGCAGGACGUCGUCUACGAGGACAAGGACGAGCUCAACCGCGUACUCGGCAGGCUCCGCAAGCUGCCCCCUCUCGUCUCUGCCAAAGAGAUUGACGCGCUCAAGGAGCAGCUCGCCGACGUCGCGACGGGCAAGGCCUUCCUCCUCCAGGGCGGCGACUGUGCCGAGCUCUUUGACGACUGCUCGACCCAGCCCAUUGAGCACAAGCUUUCUCUUGUCCUUCUCAUGUCCCUCAUCAUCCUGCACGGCUCGCGUCUUCCCGUCGUGCGCAUCAUGCGUAUCGCCGGCCAGUACGCCAAGCCCCGUUCCAAGCCUACGGAGAUUGUCGACGUCGAGGAGACGGAGGUCGUCGAUGGCGAGGCGCUCACCCGCGUGGUGAAGAAGGAGGUGCUCUCGUUCCGCGGCGACAAUGUCAACGGCUACGAAGUGGCCGACCGUCGUCCAGACCCGGAACGCUUGCUCGGCGCCUACUUUCACUCGACCGCGACCUUGAACUACAUCCGUACGCUCCUGGCCUCGGGGUUCGCCAACUUGCACAAGCCCCUUGACUGGUCGUUCUCGCACGUGCGCUCGCCCGAGCUCCAGGCGGCGUUCAGCGCCGUCAUCGAGAGCCUCCAGGACAGCCUCGACUUUAUGAAGGUGUCCACUGGCGGUGACGGCGGGCGCGAGCGUGGCGGUACCGAGACGGUCAACAUUUUCACCUCCCACGAGGCCCUGCUUCUCGAGUACGAAGAGGCCUUUACGCGCGCCUCGACCGCGCACGCCACCUUCUCCGCCCCGUCAACGCGCCCCGGCACCCCGUCGCAGUCCCGCUCGGCGUCGCGUACCCGUGCCGGCGUCGAGUCGCAGGCCCAGGCCCCGGCGCAGCCGAACCAGAGCCAGGUCCUCGCCGCGCCCAAGUACUACAACCUGUCGUCGCACUUUAUCUGGAUCGGAGACAGGACGAGGCAGAUUGACGGCGCGCACAUCGAGUACUUCCGCGGCAUCGCCAACCCCAUCGGUAUCAAGGUCGGUCCUACCAUGGCUCCUGAGGAGCUCGUCCGCGUUCUUGACAUCAUCAACCCGGACCGCGUCGCGGGCAAGGUCACGGUCAUCGGCCGCUACGGCGCCGACAAGGUGGACCAGUACCUCCCUGCGCACAUUGACGCCGUCAAGCAGACCGACCACGUCGUCGUCUGGCAGUGUGACGCCAUGCACGGCAACACCAAGACGUCGCAAAACGACCCGACGCUCAAGACGCGCCACUUUUCGGACGUGAUCCACGAAAUCUCGCGCUCGCUCGAGAUCCACCGCACCAAGGGCACGAUCCUCGGCGGCGUGCACCUCGAGCUCACGGGCGAGGUCAACGACGAGGGAUACUCGGUCACAGAGUGUAUUGGCGGCUCGAUGGAGCUCGAGGACAAGGACCUGAGCCUCAACUACCGCACGCACUGCGACCCGCGCCUCAACUACGAGCAGUCGCUUGUGGGAUUGUAUGCUGACAGCAAACCUCUUUCUCCAGACGUCGCGUUCCUCAUUGCGGACAAUCUCAAGGCGAAGAGGAGGGGCGAGGUGCCCAGGAACCUCUUUGCGAGGAGUAAGUAG